UCCAAGCGUGUGCUGUGCUUUAAGUAAACGAUUAUUUAAUUGGUAGAAGAAAAAGGAUUGAGCAGAACUGGCCAAACAGUAAAAUAACACAGUGUUGAUCAUGUCGGCACACGAUCAAAUGCGGGCGAUGCUUGACCAGCUAAUGGGAACAGCUAGAAAUGGUGAAACCAAUCGGUACUCGGUGAAAUUCUACGACAGCAAAGUAUGUAAGAGUUUUCUAUUAGGCUGCUGCCCGCACGAGAUCCUCGCCUCGACGCGAAUGGAUUUAGGCGAAUGCCCGAAAGUACACGAUCUUGCCCUCCGUGCUGACUAUGAAAAUGCAUCGAAAAAUAAGGACUACUACUAUGACGUCGAUGCAAUGGAGCACUUGCAAGCAUUCAUCAACGAUUGCGAUCGGCGGACGGAAGCCGCAAAAAAGCGGCUGGCGGAAACGCAGGAAGAACUGACGGCGGAGGUAGCCGCCAAAGCGAACGCUGUGCACGAGCUGGCGGAGGAAAUCGGUAAGAAACUUGCAAAGGCAGAGGCUCUAGGUGAGGCAGGGCAGGUGGAGGAGAGCAUGAAGCUGAUGUCGGAGAUAGAAGAGCUGCGAGGGAAAAAGACACGGGCCGAACAUGAGUACCGUAGCUCAAUUCCGGCCAGCACGUAUCAGCAGCAAAAGUUACGCGUUUGUGAGGUCUGCUCCGCCUAUCUGGGCAUUCACGACAACGACAUUCGGCUCGCGGACCACUUCGGUGGUAAAUUGCAUCUGGGCUUCUUGGCAAUUCGAGAAAAGCUAGCGGAACUGGAGAAAACGGCUGGCCCGCGGCAGAAGGAGCUCCGCAAAACAGGGCGCGAUCGGGACCACGAGGAUCGUAGCCGAUCACGGUAUGUGGGCGGACGGGAGCUAGAUCGACGCUCCCGCGCGCUGGCCCGAAGCCGUGAGCGAAAGGAUGUACGAGAACCACGUAGUGGUGAUGAUCGCAAAGAGAAAUCAGAAGGUCGAGACCGAGAACGUGAGCCCCGCGAUCGAGGUGACCGUGAAAGACGCAGGUCACCGGAUCGCACCCGUCGAUCCCGUAGCCGUGAGCGCAGUCGCGAUCGAGACCGUCACAAUGAUCGGAACAACGAUCGCCGUAGGCGGUCGCGGUCCCGCGAGCGAUCCAGACGGUAAGCAUCAAUCAUUCUGUAGAGAUCAUUCAAGCACACAUAGGCACGUAGCAUCCGGUUCAUCAUGGGGUCGGCAGCAGCGGUUGCGGUAUCAGGAAUGUCCAGUACGCUAGGAGCAACAGCCGAUUCAAAACAAUUGUAACAAAGUUCUCUGUAACGGCCGACAACCAAUAAUGUCCCUGACCAUCGAUGGAAUGGCUCUUACUUGUAAGCAUAGUUGUACCUUCUGAUUUCUUUCGAUUAAUCUUUCAAACACUUUACUUCUUGAUUCCAUCACGAUAUGAUUUCAACGUAGACGGUACGUAAACAAAACAAGAUUUUUAGAUCAUAUCUCUGUGCUGCUCAAAUCAUUGACUGACGGAGAUAUUUCGGUAGCAAAUCAAUUCGUUAUGAUACAGUUUAAUAUUAUUUUAUAAAUAUCCCCAAAUGAUAACGAUUGUACUAAGAACUGGGAAACAUUUUUAUGAAUGAAUUAACAAAAUUUUCCACCGAUA
Anopheles coustani is the source of this 1640-nucleotide messenger RNA. RefSeq names its product putative RNA-binding protein Luc7-like 2. Gene Ontology annotation, biological process: mRNA splice site recognition. Gene Ontology annotation, molecular function: mRNA binding. The record is from RefSeq and is a predicted model, not a curated record. Lineage: Eukaryota; Metazoa; Arthropoda; Insecta; Diptera; Culicidae. The coding region runs from base 101 to 1150 and encodes 349 amino acids. Gene Ontology annotation, cellular component: U1 snRNP; U2-type prespliceosome. The transcript is spliced from 6 exons.